This is a messenger RNA of Penicillium bovifimosum, 2694 nucleotides long. Its product is annotated as putative phosphatidate cytidylyltransferase. The coding region runs from base 1 to 2694 and encodes 897 amino acids. The transcript has 2 exons. Gene Ontology annotation, cellular component: endoplasmic reticulum membrane. Lineage: Eukaryota; Fungi; Ascomycota; Eurotiomycetes; Eurotiales; Aspergillaceae. Gene Ontology annotation, biological process: dolichyl monophosphate biosynthetic process. Gene Ontology annotation, molecular function: dolichol kinase activity. The record is from RefSeq and is a predicted model, not a curated record.
AUGAGUUCGCCGUGGAACCAAGAAGAACAAGAACCGUCGCUGGGAAGCAGCACACCCCAGAGUCCCGACGCGCUCCCCGAAGAUCUUCGACUAUUCAAUCGCUCCCCACAUCCCUACCACAGAAGCCAGCAGCUCGAGUCAAGGACCCCCUCCGACUACGGCGACCGUCUCCACCCGCUUUCCUACUCACGAUCAUCGCGGACAACCAGCGACAGUGGCACUGAGGCUGACGAUGAAAGCACCGGUGUCCUACGGGGCCUCCCAGCACCACCGCUCCGACCUCGAAAGGGCCUACGGGCUAACGACACCGAGUACUGGCCACCGAGCCCGCAGCCAUGGCCGUCAUUUGUGCGGCCCAUAGUGCGGGCGUCUCGACGGAGCUCGGAGGAGGAACUUGAGGAAGAGGCUUUCGAAGGGCGAAGGAGGUUUAGACAACAAAGACGGAUGGAGGUCCUCCGGCGCUUGUUGGAGGCUGCGCUUUUACUGUCUGUGGGUGGUGUCGUCUUACAUCAGGACGGGUCACGGGCUUUGGCUUGGGAAUGGCGAAAGGAGAUCGUUGCUCAUGGCCUCGUGGUCUUAAGUCUCUCUGCCUCCUACCCGCUCGUUGUUCGAGCCUCCCAGGGCCGAAGCUGGCGUAUCUGGCGCAUAUGGUCUACGAAACGGACAUACUUCUCGUUACCCUCAAGCUUUGACCCGGCUCCUCUUCUUUACCCGAUUUUCAUUCCGAUUUUUGUCUCGUUGUCGCUUUCCAACCAUCUCGCGCCACUUAUUUUGCCUAAUAUCAUACUCAGCCUAUCCUCGCUACCUACAGCCGUUAUACCAUUACAGAACUGGACUUAUGGAUUCAACGCCAUUCAUUGGAUGGUGUCUAUGAUCCCCGUUCUUGUUUCCGAGCAUUUCUCCUUGGACGGCACACUUCCAAAACCGUUGACGCUUCGCGGGCUUGACGUUGAAUUCCUUCUUCUUCUUUUUCCUUUGCAUCAAGCGUUGAUACCCACUUUAGACUUUCUGUUGACUACCAGCGUUCUUCCUGCUGAGUUGCAACUUUUGACAACUGCUCUGAUCAACCUGUACUUGUUUGCGGCAUCACCCCAAAUGGAAAUCCUCAAAGCCCUCUUAUGGCUUGGCGGCAUGUGCUUGUUUGCUUGUUGCCGACAGAUACUGCGUUGGGAGGUUUCUCUGGCCAGAAUUCCUAAUUGGAAGUUCCGCCGGGCUCCAACCGGCUCGCAGUCGGCGCGCCAGUUCUUGAACAUGAUGGACCAUCGAUUAUGUGAGAAGCUGAGCAAGACUGGGCCUCUCCCAUCGGACGCUUCGUCGGACAGUGAGGGGCCGAGUGCAUUCUCACUUCCAAGGCCGCAAAAAACGCGGACUAUGCGGAACAACCGCUCUGCCGGCCCGGCAGAAGAGCCUUCUUCUGAGGUUGACAAAGUUGGGACACGAGCCACCGUUGAUCAGCAUGCCCGCAACGUGCGACGGCGACGCCAUACGAUAUCUACGUUCGAUGAAGCCGUUCGGGGGGAACGGGUCCGCACUACCCCUGGUGGCAGACGCAAGAAAUUGAUGGGCCCCAAUCUAGCCUCUUUCCUUUUGCUCACUUCGGCCCAAGCGCAAGUACGUAAAUGGCUAUACGCUGGUUACGUCUAUGCUUUGUCCUUGAUGAUUAUUUUAGGACCUAUUCGAAAAUACGUCGCGGAGCGCGCUCUACAAGGCCAAGAUCCGUUCGGUUGGGCUAUCGGCUAUCUGUUUGGCAACUUGUCACGAGUUCGAUUCUGGAUUCUUAUGUUAAACCUUGAGUACUGGAUUGAACUGCCGCCUCGCCCUGAUUCUGAGGUCCUGAGUGCUUCCUGCUUCCUCGGUUCGGUUGAACGUAUUCGACAGGCCACUUUCGGGGCGGCCAACACUCGCUUACUACUCUGUGGCUACUGCGUGUUGGUACUAUUGACCGGACUGGCUAUCGUCGUUAAGCUCAGCUCCGUUGUCGAGGUUGACACACGCCGCAAGAUCUUCCACGGCAUGAUGGUAGUGAUGUUCCUCCCCUCUAUCUUUGUGGACCCCGCCUUCUGCGCCAUGGCGUUGGCCCUGGUCCUCUCGAUAUUCCUCCUAUUGGAUCUGUUCCGCGCGUCUCAGCUACCCCCCAUCUCGCGCCCUCUCACCAAUUUCCUGGCCCCAUACGUUGACGGCCGCGAUCACCGCGGACCUGUCAUUAUCUCACACAUUUUCCUGCUGAUUGGGUGUUCCAUUCCUCUUUGGCUGUCACUUUCCGAUCUUCCUCGGUUCGGCGUCGGUCCAUGGGCUGGCUGGGAAAUCCAGUCACGAGAUGUCAGCAUGGCCAGCGGAGUGAUAUGCGUUGGCAUGGGCGAUGCGGCUGCGUCUCUCGUUGGCCGACGGCACGGUCGACUGAAGUGGUUCUGGGGAGGCGGCAAAUCCCUCGAGGGCAGUGUUGCAUUUGUUGCAGCUGUCACCUGCGGGCUGAUCGCAGUUCGUGCCUGGCUAGUGCUCGGCGGAUGGCCUGUCUCUGGGAUCGAAUCAUCCGAAGGGGCAGCUUUCUCCACUCACUUCUGGGCCUGGACUUCUGUCAAGGCUAUUCUGGCGGCCGCCGGAACAAGCGCCACCGAGGCCAUCCUCACUGGUUGUAAUGACAACGUCGUUGUCCCGGUGGUGUUGUGGCUGCUAGUGCGAGGUCUUGGCGUCUGA